AUGAUCCAAACCAUCUCUUUAGGAGUCUUGAUUCUCCCUCUCCUAGCAUUAUGGACUUCGAGUUUGUCCCUUGCUUGUCGCGAGGAUAACCCAGCACUGUUGGCCUUCACAUACAUGAAGAUCGUCUACCCAGUCGCUUUCCUAGCCCUCACGUUUCAAUUCGCACAUCUCAUGCUCGAAAUUGCGAUGCGAUGGUUACCCAUGCCCCAUGGCCCGUAUGAGAUUCCGCAAGCAAAACCACACCACAUGGCUUCUAACAUGAGCAACCACCUUGACGCUCUAUCCUCGACACUCCUCGAUAUCGCGGACAUAUUUCUGAUAUUGGCGCUUUUUGAGCUUGGUAGUGGCUUUCUGGAACAUGUGACUGGGAGAGGCUCAAGCUUCCACCUUGUUGUUCGACACACGCUCCUUAUUCCCGCCGCAAUUAUUCUUUACCUCACCAUUGCCACUCAUGUCCAAAGCUACUUGAUCUGGUCAAAGUCUUUCUCCACAGACGAAGACGGCGAGUUUCAACUUCGGGCAGAUAUCGAGAGCCUGGAGGAGUGCGACACACCACUCCUGGCGUUGUGGUGGGCCGCUUCGUUUCUGUUAUUCUUGUACGCAUGUUUUAUUUGGCACAAGGCGAAAGAGAAUUCCCAGGUUCUCGACUCCACUGUGACUUUCCUCGCAGCAACGGUUCUAAACCUGUCCAAUCCAGUGAGGCAAGCAGUGAUCACCACACUAGAUCCAGAGAUCCUAGAAUGCAAGCUGUUCAUGAAUUAUCUCUACCUAGUUGAUGACAUGCUUGAUUACUGGGUACGCUUCCUCAUCAUUGCUCACAUCCUUGCCAUGGGCUUGCCAGGAAACUAA
Messenger RNA from Fusarium vanettenii 77-13-4, 849 nucleotides. RefSeq lists its product as uncharacterized. The record is from RefSeq and is a predicted model, not a curated record. Bases 1 to 849 code for a protein of 282 amino acids. Lineage: Eukaryota; Fungi; Ascomycota; Sordariomycetes; Hypocreales; Nectriaceae. The transcript has 3 exons.